Molecule: messenger RNA, 1011 nt
Organism: Emys orbicularis (European pond turtle)
Lineage: Eukaryota; Metazoa; Chordata; Testudines; Emydidae
Gene: KCNK1
Product: potassium two pore domain channel subfamily K member 1
Exons: 3
Coding region: 1-1011 (336 amino acids)
Biological process (GO): stabilization of membrane potential; potassium ion transmembrane transport
Cellular component (GO): plasma membrane
Molecular function (GO): potassium ion leak channel activity; outward rectifier potassium channel activity
Source: RefSeq, a predicted model, not a curated record
AUGCUGCAGUCCCUGGCCGGCUGCUCCUGCGUGCGGCUGGUGGAGAGGCACCGCUCCGCCUGGUGCUUCGCCUUCCUGGUGCUGGGCUACCUGCUCUAUCUGGUCUUCGGCGCCGUGGUCUUCUCCUCGGUGGAGCUGCCCUACGAGGACCUGCUGCGCCAGGAGCUGCGCAAGCUGAAGCGGCGCUUCCUGGAGGAGCACGAGUGCCUGUCGGAGCAGCAGCUGGAGCAGUUCCUGCGGCGGGUGCUGGAGGCCAGCAACUACGGCGUGUCCGUGCUGGGCAACGCCUCGGGCAACUGGAACUGGGACUUCACCUCCGCGCUCUUCUUCGCCAGCACCGUGCUCUCCACCACGGGUUACGGUCACACUGUGCCUUUGUCGGAUGGAGGAAAGGCUUUCUGUAUUAUAUACUCCGUCAUCGGAAUCCCCUUUACGCUGCUUUUCCUGACUGCUGUGGUGCAGCGUAUCAUAGUCUAUGUCACCAGACGGCCUGUAUUGUAUUUCCACAUUCGCUGGGGCUUCUCCAAGCAGAUUGUUGCCAUCAUCCACGCAGUGAUUCUUGGGUUUGUUACCGUCUCAUGCUUUUUCUUUAUCCCGGCAGCAGUAUUUUCUGUUAUGGAAGAUGAUUGGAACUUUUUGGAAUCUUUUUACUUUUGUUUCAUUUCCCUGAGCACCAUUGGUCUUGGAGACUAUGUUCCAGGAGAAGGUUACAAUCAAAAAUUCAGAGAGCUGUAUAAGAUAGGAAUUACGUGUUACCUGUUGCUGGGCCUCAUUGCAAUGUUGGUGGUUCUAGAAACUUUCUGUGAACUUCGUGAGCUCAAAAGGUUUAGAAAAAUGUUUUAUGUGAAGAAGGACAAGGAAGAGGACCAAGUGCAUAUAGUGGAACAUGACCAGCUUUCCUUCUCUUCGAUUUCGGACCAAGCAGCUUCCAUGAAGGAGGAUGAAAAAGCAAAUGAGCCUUUUGUGACUGUUCAACCUGCAACUUAUUAUGAUGGCUGUAUAAACAAUUAA